GAAUUCUCCCAUUCUCCUCUCUAGUGAUCAUGGACAAGUACCAGCAGCAGCCUCACCUGUUGGACCCACACCUCGAAUGGAUGAUGAACUUGUUGUUGGAAAUAGUGCAAGAUAAGACGUCUCCAGUUGACCUCGUACAUCUGGCUUUUAAAUUUCUUUACAUCAUCACCAAGGUUCGAGGAUAUAAAACAUUUCUUCGUCUAUUUCCUCAUGAAGUAGCUGACGUGCAGCCUGUUUUAGACAUGUUUACAAACCAGAACCCUAAGGACCAUGAAACUUGGGAGACCCGCUACAUGCUUCUACUGUGGCUCUCCAUGACCUGCCUGAUCCCUUUCGAUUUUACACGCCUUGAUGGGAACCUUCACACCCAACCAGGGCAAACACGAAUGUCCAUAACCGACCGUAUUCUCCAAAUAGCACAGUCCUACUUGGUUGUCAGUGACAAGGCCCGAGACGCGGCUGCUGUCCUCGUGUCCAAGUUUAUCACACGGCCCGAUGUCAAACAGAAGAUGGCGGAUUUCCUGGACUGGAGCCUGUGCACUUUGGCCCGCUCCUCCUUCCAGACCAUCGAGGGCGUCAUCACCAUGGACGGGAUGCUGCAGGCCCUGGCACAGAUAUUUAAGCAUGGAAAACGUGAUGACUGUUUACCCUAUGCUGCCACUGUUCUCAAGUGCCUGGACGGCUGCAGGAUCCCUGACAGCAACCAGACUCUGCUCCGGAAACUCAGGGUGAAGCUGGUGCAGCGGCUGGGCCUGACCUUCCUGAAACCCAGGGUGGCGAAGUGGAGGUACCAGCGUGGCUGCCGCUCCUUGGCUGCUAACCUGCAGGCCGGCACCCAGAGCCAGAGGGAGGCCCGGACGCAUGUCGAGACUCCUGACAGCGAGGAGGGCUAUGAUGUCCCCGAGGAGGUGGAGAGUGUGAUAGAGCAGCUGCUGGUCGGGCUGAAGGACAAGGACACGGUCGUGCGGUGGUCUGCAGCCAAAGGAAUCGGCAGGGUGGCUGGAAGGCUUCCCCAGGAGCUGGCGGAUGACGUGGUGGGGUCGGUGCUGGACUGUUUCAGUUUCCAGGAGACGGACAACGCCUGGCAUGGUGGAUGUCUGGCGCUGGCAGAACUGGGCAGAAGGGGCCUGCUGCUCCCUCCCCGACUCCCGGACGUGGUUCCUGUGAUCCUGAAGGCGCUGACCUACGAGGAGAAGCGGGGUGCCUGCAGUGUGGGUGACAACGUCAGGGAUGCUGCCUGCUACGUGUGCUGGGCCUUCGCACGUGCCUACGAGCCUCAGGAGCUGAAGCCCUUCGUGGCCAAGAUUUCAAGCGCGCUGGUCAUUGCCACGGUGUUCGACCGGAACGUGAACUGCAGGAGGGCCGCCUCGGCUGCUUUCCAGGAGAAUGUGGGAAGACAGGGCACCUUCCCUCAUGGGAUUGAUAUUUUGACCACUGCCGACUAUUUUGCUGUCGGUAACAGAUCUAACUGUUUCCUGGUUAUAAGCAUGUUCAUUGCCGGCUUCCCUGAGUACACACGGCCAAUGAUAGACCACCUGCUCACCAUGAAGAUCAGCCACUGGGAUGGGGUCAUCAGAGAGCUGUCAGCGAAGGCGCUGCAUAACCUGGUCCAGCAGGCGCCCGAGCACAGUGCUGCUGAGGUUUUCCCACGCCUGCUGUCGAUGACGCAGAGUACGGACCUGCACACGCGGCAUGGGGCUGUGCUCACCUGUGCUGAGGUCGCCCACAGCCUGUACAGACUGGCUGUGCGGGAGGACAGGCCGGUCGCAGACUACCUGGACGAGACGGUGGUGCAGGGCCUGAAGCAGAUUCACCAGCAGCUUUAUGAUCGUCAGUUAUACAGGGGUCUCGGAGGAGAGCUCAUGCGACAAGCAGUGUGCGUUUUAAUAGAAAACCUGUCCCUUUCCAAGAUGCCCUUCAGGGGUGACGCCGUAAUCGACGGUUGGCAGUGGCUGAUCAGUGACACCUUGAGAAACCUCCACCAUGUGUCCAGUCAUUCCAGGCAGCAGAUCAAGGAAGCAGCUGUCUCCGCCCUGGCCGCUCUCUGCAGCGAGUACUACGCGGCGGAGCCGGGGAAGGCGGACUCCGCUGGGCAGGAGGGGCUGGUGGAGAAGUAUCUCGCCGAACUGCAGAGCCCGGAGGAGAUGACGCGCUGCGGCUUCGCCAUGGCCUUGGGCGCCCUCCCUGGCUUCCUGCUGCGAGGCAGGCUCCAGCAGGUUCUCGUGGGGUUAAGAGCCGUCACCCUUUCCUCGGAGGACGUGAGCUUCGCGGAGUCCCGGCGGGAUGCCGUGAAGGCCAUCGCCAGGAUUUGCCAAACUGUGGGUGUGAGAGCAGAAGGGACCCCGGAUGAGGUCGUGUGCAAAGGGAACGUGUCCCAGAUUUACAGCACGCUGCUGGACUGUCUGCGCGACUACACCACCGACAGCCGCGGGGACGUGGGCGCGUGGGUCCGCGAGGCCGCCAUGACCAGUCUGAUGGACCUGACACUUCUACUGGGGAGGGACCAGCCAGAGCUGAUCGACGCUCCCACCUGCCAGCAGGUCAUGUGCUGCCUGGCCCAGCAGGCCAGCGAGAAGAUAGACCACUUCCGUGCACACGCUGCCCACGUGUUCAUGACGCUGCUGCACGCGGCCGGCUCAGCCGGCCCCACCGUCCCCCACGUGCCCCACCGGGCAGAACUGGAACAGCUCUUCCCCAGGUCCGAGGCCGCCUCUGUCAACUGGACCGCACCAUCCCAGGCCUUCCCUCGCAUCACUCAGCUGCUGGGGCUGCCUGCCUACCGCUACCAUGUGCUGCUGGGGCUGGCCGUGUCCGUGGGUGGCCUCACAGAGUCCACGGUCAGGCACUCCACCCAGAGCCUGUUCGCGCACAUGAAGGGCAUUCAGAAUGACCCGCAGGCCCUGGAGAGCUUCAGUGGGACCCUCCUGCAGGUCUUCGAGGACAACCUUCUCAACGACAGGGUGUCGGUGCCGCUGCUCAAGAUGCUGGACCAGAUGCUGGCCAACGGCUGCUUCGACAUCUUCACGGCCGAGGAGGACCACCCCUUUUGUGUGAAGCUGCUGGAGCUUUGUAAGGCGGAAACCAGCAAGUCCAAGGACGUCCAGAAACUGCGGUCCAGCAUCGCCGUGUUCUGUGGGAUGGCGCAGUUCCCCGGCGGCGUGCGGAGGAAGGUCCUGCUGCAGCUGCUGCUCCUGCUCUGCCACCCGUUCCCCGUGAUCCGCAAGACGACAGCGAGCCAGGUGUACGAGAUGCUGCUCACCUACAGCGGCGUGGUGGGCGCGGACGUCCUGGACGAGGUCAUGGCCGUGCUCAGCGACACCGCCUGGGACUUGGAGCUCCUGCUCGUAAGAGGCCAUCGGAACCGCCUGUGUGACCUCCUCGGGGUGCCCAGACCUCAGCUGGUCCCCAAGCCUGCUGUCCGCUGAGGCCAGUCCUGGGAGCCGAGUAGCGCUUGUGCCGUCUGCUGGGAGGAGCCGCCAGAUGCCGCUCAGGACAGGGAACCUGGUGCAGAACCCCGGCCCUUGCUGAAACGUGUGCGGAGUUCGUCACCACGGAGGCGCUCUUUAUUACGGGCGCCUGCGCUCUACUGACCCUGUGUCGGUGCUUUCGUCUGUUUAAACGCGAGUCCACAUCUUAUAAAUCACGUGCUGAGCAGUCU
Molecule: messenger RNA, 3658 nt
Organism: Myotis davidii
Lineage: Eukaryota; Metazoa; Chordata; Mammalia; Chiroptera; Vespertilionidae
Gene: TBCD
Product: tubulin folding cofactor D
Exons: 38
Coding region: 30-3425 (1131 amino acids)
Biological process (GO): post-chaperonin tubulin folding pathway; bicellular tight junction assembly; tubulin complex assembly
Cellular component (GO): lateral plasma membrane
Molecular function (GO): beta-tubulin binding; GTPase activator activity
Source: RefSeq, a predicted model, not a curated record